Messenger RNA from Trichoderma breve, 2214 nucleotides. RefSeq lists its product as uncharacterized. NCBI's taxonomy places the organism in Eukaryota, Fungi, Ascomycota, Sordariomycetes, Hypocreales, Hypocreaceae. The record is from RefSeq and is a predicted model, not a curated record. Bases 1 to 2214 code for a protein of 737 amino acids. The transcript has 4 exons.
AUGAAUGAAACCUCUCCCGAUGAUGAUCCUGAGAAAUAUCUAAAAUGGUUUCCAGGAACUACUGAGCAAGAACAGCGAUUUCGAAGAUGGAUCGAAGAAACCGAUGAACCUCUCUUGUUUCCAAAUGUUUCCGAGUGGCUGUGGGAAAAUGCCGAUACUAUUUUUGACGACCUCGACGACGAGGACGCUGUUCAAGAUAUUUUAGAUAACAUGGCCAAAGAUUUCCAAAGGAAAAUUUCUCCUACAGCCACCAUCAUGCUCCCAGGUUAUGGCUAUCCCCUUGAUAUAAUUCCUCGUGGCACUUUUCCAUUCUUGGAGCCCUACAAUGGAAAUGGAUGGGCUGCCACACCUCUCUUUGUGAGGGAGUUGUGCAUAUUGAAGGUUAUCGAAGAAAUCACCAACAAGCCGGCUUGGUGGGCCAACGUUCGCGAUGUUCAUACAACGGACAAGUGGAAAAAAGAGAUUCUUGGGCUGAAGUGGAACAAUUACAUACUGCAUGCUGACUUUACGCCUUCUAUGGCUGACUGGUGUAUCGAAGAGCUAAAGCUCAAAGCGGACCUUUACCAAAAAACAGGCCUCAUUCCUGUUUUAGACCACGCUGCUUGUGUUAUAAAAUCUGACAAGCUUGUACCCGAAGCCCUAAACCAUGAACUCUCUAUCGGCAGACAGAAACUACUACAAGCCAUAUCUAAUUGCAAAAGAUCCCGCGGUGGUCUUGCUUUUGAUUUGAUAGAUCCUUCUAUAUGCCCACUCAUAUAUAACCGCUCUCGAAUUCUUCCUGAUCAACUUAUAGACCUCGCCGAUUGUCUAGAAGCUUGCGGUAGAGGGGAUACUCUUGCAAGCCUUUGGGAUCCGAUGACCAGUAAAAUCUGUGAGGAUUUUGAUGACUCUUUUCAAUGGCUUCCAUGCAAUGUCAUUAUGGAUGAUUCCGGACAAGCCAAGAUCAACAGUUACAUCAACAACCUACACCCAGUAGAGCAUGCCGAUAUGUAUGCUACCAUCGAAAAGUUCAUCACCCUGGCUUUACCAGCCUUGGAUAUCGUAUACAGAUGGCCUAAAGAGUUUUCACAUCAACGAAUAGGCGUGGAGAAUAUUUAUUAUGACUGUAAAACUCCGAAUAUUUGCCCCGAAGAAGGAUGCAGUUGGUUGAACAUGCCUCUACCUGAAGUGGAAGCUUACCUUAAGAGAAAGAAGAUCCACGAGGAGAAGGAUGCACUCGAGAAGGAACAAAACCCGGAAGCAGCCGAUGAAAAGCCUGUGUCAGUUACUCUGCCUAAAUGUGAUGAAAAUCACCUGCUCAAUCUCAAAUUGGAACGCAACGAGGACUAUUUGGACAAGUUCCUACGCGAUUGGAUCCUUGAAGGCGAUGAGAUGUGUCGAGACAUGCUGGACAGACAUAGUAACCCCAUUUUCAAGUGGUUCAUCGAGACUCACCCUUUCCAGUUCCCUGAGCUAAGAUCAACAUCUUUCGAUAAGCACGUUCGCUUAAAGUCAUCUGACGUUCGCUCGUCUGCUUUCUUUCCACGAAAGAAUAAGCAUCUUCAGUUCAUCGUUCAGCUGACUGAAAUUCAUCUUACCCCGGAAAAUCCAGAGUACGAUGGUGAUGUGUGGGAUGUGGAUGGUUGGCGCAACGAACAUAUCGUGUCUACGGCCUUUUUAUGCUACGAUAGCGACAACACGACGGAUUGUCACAUAUACUUCGACACGGAAAUCUUACCAGGGGAUAGACAUACCGUGCCGGACCCUAAUGGCGAUGACCUCUUGCGGGCGUUUGACCUACCACCAGUUAGCUCUCGCCAAGUCCUAGGUCGAGUACUUGCUGGUCCUGGCCGAGCUGUUUUCUACCCUAACGUUUACAGACACCGCCAAGGGUCAUUUUCACUUGCAGACCGCUCUCGACCGGGCUAUUACAAGUUUCUUAAGCUAUGUCUAGUUGAUCCAGCCAUCCCCAUCAUAUCGACAUCCAACGUCCCACCUCAGCAAUUUCACUGGUGGACUGAAUGCAAAGUUCACCGCGAGGGAGUACGACUCGCCCAAAGGCUACCGCCAGAGCUGCGAAAGAUUGUGUACGAUUACGUAGAUAUGCCAAUUGAUAGUAAAGGGGCGGAAGAUAUUCGACGCCAACUCUUAUGCGGUCGAAUGGUAGCAGGGAUUCGCACACCUUAUGGCGAAGAUGAGAAGAGAUCAGGCUCAGAUGAGUCUGACAAUGAAUGA